Zingiber officinale is the source of this 1508-nucleotide messenger RNA. RefSeq names its product cyclin-dependent kinase D-1-like. NCBI's taxonomy places the organism in Eukaryota, Viridiplantae, Streptophyta, Magnoliopsida, Zingiberales, Zingiberaceae. Gene Ontology annotation, biological process: protein phosphorylation; positive regulation of transcription by RNA polymerase II. The record is from RefSeq and is a predicted model, not a curated record. The coding region runs from base 125 to 1483 and encodes 452 amino acids. Gene Ontology annotation, cellular component: nucleus; transcription factor TFIIH holo complex; cytoplasm. The transcript is spliced from 7 exons. Gene Ontology annotation, molecular function: ATP binding; cyclin-dependent protein serine/threonine kinase activity; RNA polymerase II CTD heptapeptide repeat kinase activity.
UUAUCAUUUAACCUAAUUGGAUUUUCUCCCCUUUGCCAUUUUUGCUCGGGCACCCAAAGAUCCGAUCGCCGUUCGCCGUUCUCCUCCUCACGAAGCAGAGGACUUCCGUGCUCUCCUCCUCACGAUGCAGAGGACUUCUGUGCUCAACACGGAGGCGGCAUCGACGUCGAAUACGAUGCUUCAGGCCCCGGAUGCCGGUGGGACCUCCCCCUGCGAGGAGGAUGCCGCACUCUCGAAGCGCGUCGCUGACCGCUACCUCAAGCGCGAGGUGCUCGGGGAAGGCACAUACGGGGUGGUCUUCAAGGCCAUCGAUACCAAGACUGGUCAAACAGUUGCAAUUAAGAAGAUUCGUCUAGGAAAGUAUAAGGAAGGUGUAAACUUCACUGCACUCAGGGAGAUUAAAUUGCUUAAAGAGAUUAAAGAUCCUAAUAUCAUUGAGUUAAUUGAUGCUUUCCCUCACAAGGGUAACUUGCACCUUGUAUUUGAGUUCAUGGAGAGCGACUUGGAAGCUGUUAUUCGUGAUAGAAACAUUGUCCUGUCUCCAGCUGACAUAAAAUCAUAUCUUCAGAUGAUACUAAAAGGACUUGCCUGCUGCCAUAGAAAAUGGGUCGUGCACAGGGAUAUGAAACCCAACAACCUACUUAUUGCUUCUGAUGGACAGCUUAAACUUGCAGACUUUGGCCUAGCACGCACUUUUGGAAGUCCAGACCGCAGGCUCACUCACCAGGUUUUUGCUCGUUGGUAUAGAGCACCUGAGCUGUUGUAUGGGGCCAAACAAUAUGGAUCAGGGGUAGAUGUGUGGGCUGCAGGUUGUAUAUUUGCUGAACUGCUCCUUAGGCGACCUUUCAUGCAGGGAACAAGUGAUAUUGAUCAGCUUGGAAAGAUAUUUGCAGCUUUUGGAACUCCAAAGCCAUCUCAAUGGGCAGAUAUGGUUUAUCUUCCAGAUUAUGUCGAAUACCAGUACGUCCCUGCACCGCCAUUGAGGACACUUUUUCCCAUGGCUAGUGAUGAUGCCUUGGAUUUGUUGGCAAAGAUGUUCACUUAUGAUCCAAAGGCAAGAAUAACAGCACAACAGGCGUUGGAGCACAGGUACUUUGCAUCAGUACCUGCUCCCACAAGGCCAUCUUUGCUUCCAAGGCCUCCCCCAAAGGGAGAUUCACAAACUCACAAGACUUCAGAGUUCAAUUCGCAGGAUGGUCCCAUUGUCUUAUCUCCCCAACGGAAGAUGAGGAGGAUCACUGUCAAUCACGAUGGAUUGGAGGGGACUGUAUACCAGCUAGAUAAGGCUAGCGAACAUGCUAAGGAAGCUAGACAUAUGGACGGAAUCAGUGGUCAGAGUGAAAGUAUGCCCAUGUCGAUAGAUGCAGGAGUUCUUUUUGGUUCUCGCCAACCUCCCAGGCCCACUUUGAACAGUGCUGAUAGGACACAUUUAAAGAGAAAACUAGAUCUGGAACCUGAAUUCAAUUACAAUGAGCGGGAGUAGAAGAUAGAUUGGUCUUUUCACUCAA